GGGAGAGCAGCUCCUCCUGCCUCACCGGCCAACAAAGCAGAUCUCCAUUUCCUCACCUCCUUUGCGGGAUCCUUGUUCCCUCCCAUUACCAGGCUCCCCUGGCAGUGCAGCCCCACAGCGGGGCUGUCACGAAGGGAGCCGGCGUGUCACACCGGCACACGGGGACAGGUCCGGUGCAGCCCCACGCCACGGGCUGGCCCCCUGCCCGACCCCAGCACCCCGCCACCCACGAGCAGGGAGUAACUGUGACCCCCCUCUCCAAACCCCCCACCCAGCCGUGCCCCUUCUCCCUCCAGUCCUUUGCAAAGCUUUGGCAAGGGGCACUCAGCAUCCCAGCCGCCUGCUCCCACUUGGGCAGCAACCAGAGCAAUUAGCAGCUGCCAACCAGCACCUGCCAUUGCGAUGCUAAUCAGAUAAAUGAGCUGGAGGUGAGCUGAGCCUGUGAGCAGGGCUGGGUCUGCAGCUCAGGCUGGUGAAUUUGGGGCGUGUGCUGCCAUGGAGCCUCAGGCGGCCAAAGCUGCUGGCACAGCCCAGCUCCCCGGUCUGCUGGCUCGGCAGCCCCGGCACCCCCCAACCCUGCACAUGGUCAUGGAGGCACUGCGGGCGCAGGACGAGAGGAAGGGCACCUCUGUUGUUGCCAUCAAGAGGUUCAUCCUGGCCAAGUACCCCAGUGUGGACCCCAUCCGCCUCAAGUACCUGUUGAAGCAGGCGCUGAGCAAGGGGCUGAGCCGCGGGGACCUGGUGCGGCCCCACAACUCCAACGCCGUGGGGGCCACCGGCCGCUUCAAGUUAGCCCCUGAGAAGCUGCGGCAGAAGCAGCCCCCCGGCAAGGCAGAUCCUGACGGAGAGCAGCCCCUGAAGGCAGCACGGAAAGGGACCACCAAGCCCCCCCGAGCUCCUGCAGUGGGUGCACAGCAGCGAGGCGCCACCAAGGAGAAGCCGACGGCAGCGGAGCAGAAGCCGAAGCCCGUGGCCGUGCAGCCGCCAGCAGCAGCCAAGCCCAGGAGCGAUGGAGCGAAGCCCCUGCAAGCUGCUGGCCGCCCCCGGGCCCCCGGCAAAGGGCGUUCAGGGCCUUCCAAGGCUCCAGCUGCUGAGGAUGCAGGAGUGGGCCAUGGCGACAACCCCAUGGGUGCUCGGGCAAAGGGGGCCCAAAAGGCUCCAGCAGGAAAGAGCAAGGGGAAGGUGCCCAAGGAGGCACAGCAAGAUGGGCCCAAGGAGAAGGGGGUGAAGGGCAAGGCAAGGAAGCCCCGGGUGACGGCAGGAGCCGGACAGGGAGGGGCCAGGCCGCGGAAGGCAGCCCCCCGUCCUGCAGACAAGAGGGAUCUGUAGGGUCUCAGACAGCCCCGCUGCCCGUGGGACCCCAGCUGGGUCCGGGCCCUCAGGAUUUGGGUUGGUUUUAGUCCCCAGGACAGUUUUAACUCAUGUUCACCUAUUAAUAAAGCUUGUUCACUCCCCU
Molecule: messenger RNA, 1456 nt
Organism: Columba livia (rock pigeon)
Lineage: Eukaryota; Metazoa; Chordata; Aves; Columbiformes; Columbidae
Product: histone H1.8
Exons: 5
Coding region: 496-1329 (277 amino acids)
Biological process (GO): nucleosome assembly
Cellular component (GO): nucleosome
Molecular function (GO): DNA binding
Source: RefSeq, a predicted model, not a curated record